UGGCUCUUGGCAGCCUUAGCACGGGGCUGUGGGUGCCUGGAGGGCUGGGUGCCAGGGCUGGGUGACCCUGGAGAUGGGCUGAGCCCUGGAGUGGGGGAUGCUGUGCCUGGCAGGGACCGGCUGCUGCAUCCCUCACAGCACAAGGGGUGUCAUUGUUGUGCGAGGGGGCACGAUACCCUCCACCAUCGCACAGCCCCUGGGGCACAGGGUGGCUGCGGCAGCAUCUGCCAUCCUGCCAUGGUCCCCAAAGGCUCAGUGCUGGGUUGUCCACAGGCAUCACACCCCCAGAAUGAUGAUGGUGAUACCAGCCGGUGCAAGCCCCAUCGUGCUGGUGCUGCUGCUGUGCUGGAUGGUCCCCAGCAGGCAGGAGCCAGCCCUAGUGCAGCUGCGGCUGGCAGGGCCCCGGGGACCAGCUGGGGAGGGCCGGCUUGAGGUGUUGUACCAGGGGCGCUGGGGCACCGUCUGCGACGAUGGCUUCGACUUCCACGUGGCCACCGUUGCCUGCCGGCAGCUGGGCUAUGCUGCAGCUGUCACUUGGACCCAUAGUGCAACCUACGGCCAAGGGGAAGGACCCAUCUGGCUGGACAAUGUGCGGUGUGGGGGCAGCGAGGGCUCCCUGGCAGAAUGCAUCCACAACGGCUGGGGCACCAGCGACUGCCACCACGGCGAGGAUGCUGGUGUGGUGUGCUCAGGACAGCGCCUGUGGAGCAGCUCCCCCCAGGCCACAACCUCUGGUCACCUAGGAGAUGUGCCUGCGCUGAGCCUGGAGGAGGUGCGACUCAAGCCCAUUCUUGCGCGGGCCAAGCUGAGCAUGCCAGUGACAGAAGGUGCUGUGGAAGUGAAACACAAUGGGCGCUGGAGGCAGGUGUGCGACGCUGGCUGGACCAGAAACAACAGCCGUGUGGUCUGCGGGAUGCUGGGCUUCCCCCGGGAGAAGCACAUCAACACCAGCUUCUACCGGAAGCUCUGGAACAUGAAGCUGAAGGACCCCAACUCCAGCCUGAAGACCCUCAGCCAGAAGAACAGCUUCUGGGUCCACAGGGUGCGGUGCCAGGGUGUGGAGCCCCACCUAGCUCGCUGCCCCACACAGGUGGCCCCGACGGCCCCCCGCCAGCAUGCGUGCCCCCGUGGCAUGCAUGCUAUUGUCAGCUGCCUCCCUGGUCCUGCCUUCCAGAAGGGCACAGGCAAGGGCAGGAGCAAGACCUCCCCAGGAAAGGUGCUCCCAGUGCGGCUGCGAGCGGGCACUCAUGCCGGUGAGGGCCGAGUGGAAGUGCUGCGCCAUGGGCAGUGGGGCACCGUGUGUGACAAGCAGUGGGACCUGGCUGCGGCCAGUGUGGUGUGCCGGCAGCUGGGCUAUGGGACUGCAAAGCAGGCCCUGGUGGGAGCCCGGAUGGGCCAAGGCCUGGGGCCCAUCCAUAUGAGUGAGGUGCGGUGCACUGGCCACGAGCGCUCCCUGGGUGAAUGCCGCUUCCAGGAUCCGAAGCAGAGUGGGUGCCAGCACGAGGAUGAUGCUGCUGUCCGCUGCCACAUGCCGCACACAGACUUCCAGAACCAGGUGCGGCUGGCGGGGGGCCGUAGCCCCGAGGAGGGUGUGGUGGAGGUGCUGGUGCCAGUGCAGGGGCGGUUGCAGUGGGGCGCAGUGUGCGGCGCACAGUGGGGGCUGAACGAGGCGAUGGUUGUCUGCAGGCAGCUGGGACUGGGCUUUGCCAGCCAUGCCCUCCAGGAGACAUGGUACUGGGCAGGCAGCCCCGAUGCCGCCCAGGUGGUGAUGAGCGGGGUGCGCUGUGCCGGCACCGAGCUGGCCCUCCAGCAGUGCCAGCGCCACGGCCCCGUCCACUGCCCCAGCGGCGGGGGACGCUUCUCGGCGGGGGUCACCUGCACUGCCCAUGCCCCAGACCUGGUGAUGAAUGCCCAGCUGGUGCAGGAGACAGCCUACCUGGAGGAUCGGCCACUGGAGCUGCUGUACUGUGCCCAUGAGGAGCGCUGCCUCUCCCGCUCCGCUGACCACAUGCAGUGGCCUUAUGGCCACCGCCGCCUCCUCCGCUUCUCCUCCCAGAUCCACAACCUCGGCAGAGCUGAUUUCCGACCCAGGAUGGGGCGCCAUGCCUGGACCUGGCACCAGUGCCACCGGCACUUCCACAGCAUUGAGGUCUUCACGCAUUAUGACCUGCUGACGCUCAACGGCUCCAAGGUGGCCGAAGGGCACAAAGCCAGCUUUUGCCUGGAGGACACCAACUGCCCUGAAGGGCUGCAGCGACGCUUUGCCUGUGCCAACUUUGGGGAGCAGGGGGUAAGUGUGGGGUGCUGGGACACCUACCGCCAUGACAUUGACUGCCAGUGGAUCGACAUCACCGAUGUGCCACCGGGCAGCUACACCUUCCAGGUGGUUGUGAACCCCAAACACGAGGUGGCUGAGUCAGACUUCUCUAACAACGUGAUGCGGUGCCAGUGCAAGUACGAUGGGCAGCGCGUCUGGAUGCACGGCUGCCAUACAAGUGAUGCCUAUGGUGCUGAUGUGGUCAAUGAUCUGGAGCGAUGGGAGCGCCUGGCCAACAACCUCGUGUGACCCCUCUGGCACCGGCACACUCCCAGCAGCACCAUGAGGCAGCCCGGCUACCACACCCCGGCCCCUGCACCCCGGCAGCACCAGACUGAGCUCAGGGACUCAAAGACUUUUGUAUUUAUUGAUGCUGCUGCAGAGGAUGGCAAUAAGUGCCAGGGCCCGUGGGGAAUGCCUGGUGCCUCCAGCCCCACAUGGCUGGCAGGACCUGCGAGAGGAGCCCGAGUACCACAGCAGCCCCCAUUUCGGUGGCUCCGGUGCCCCCAGCAUGACUACCUCAGCCUGCCCACCCAGCCCCUUUACCCCCGCAGGCUCAGGACAGGUCCCAGCCGCUGCCACCUGUGCACCAGUCCUGUCCUCAAUAAAGGUGCUGUGCGAUGGGAGAGGGGUGAAGUGCUAUUGGAGAGGAGGUACCCGUUUAUCAAUGCCACCCCCAUCUCUUUGCCCUGCUCUUUUCCCCACCAGGAGCACAAAGCCAUUCCCUGGCCAGGAACAAUCCUGGUCUCAGCAACGUGCCCCUGGCCGGGCUGUGCCAUCCCCCUGCUGCCACUUAGGGCCACCAGCUCCCCAGCUGGCUGACUGUGGCUGAUGCCAAGUGGCUCCAGCUCACCACCAGUGGCCAGUGGUCCCUGCUGGCCAGGGCAGCCUGGCCCUGAACUGGCUGACCCCAUGAGCCAAAAGAGACCGAGGCAGCUCUGUAGCAUCGCGGGCUGGCAGCCAGGCCACUGGCCGCCGCAGCUGCAGCCACCUUGCUGGGCUUUCCCAGGCUGCCCUGGCAGUUUCCCAGCCCUCAGAGCAGGGAUGGGGCCACUCUGUCCCUUGA
This is a messenger RNA of Cuculus canorus (common cuckoo), 3383 nucleotides long. RefSeq names its product lysyl oxidase like 4 (gene LOXL4). Bases 98 to 2566 code for a protein of 822 amino acids. Lineage: Eukaryota; Metazoa; Chordata; Aves; Cuculiformes; Cuculidae. Gene Ontology annotation, molecular function: copper ion binding; protein-lysine 6-oxidase activity; DNA ligase activity. The transcript has 14 exons. The record is from RefSeq and is a predicted model, not a curated record. Gene Ontology annotation, cellular component: membrane. Gene Ontology annotation, biological process: peptidyl-lysine oxidation.